Molecule: messenger RNA, 1152 nt
Organism: Podarcis muralis (Common wall lizard)
Lineage: Eukaryota; Metazoa; Chordata; Lepidosauria; Squamata; Lacertidae
Gene: PITHD1
Product: PITH domain containing 1
Cellular component (GO): nucleus
Source: RefSeq, a predicted model, not a curated record
GUUGUUGACAUCCGGGUUCUUUCCCUCUGCUCAGUGCGUGUGGCUGCGUGUUUGCUGCUAUCGCUGCGGGGAACGGGGCGUGCGGGGGGCGUCGCCACGCGCUCGGCCAUGUCUCACGGGCACAGUCACGGCGGGGGCAGCUGUUGCCAUAGCGGCGACCACGAAGAGCCUCCCGAGCGGCGCGGCCAGGCCUGGGGCCUUUACCUGCGCAUCGACCGCGAGCGCCUGGAGUGCCUGAACGAGCGGAGGGAAGGCAGCGGGGCUCUUGUCUUCCGCGCCUGGGAAGACCGCGGGGACCGCCAGAAGUUUGUAGAAAGCGAUGAUGAUGAAGAGCUUUUGUUUAAUAUUCCUUUUACCGGCAAUGUGAAACUAAAAGGGAUAAUUGUGAUGGGAGACAAUGAUGACACACACCCAUCAGAAAUGAGACUCUUUAAGAACAUUCCUCACAUGUCUUUUGGUGAUACUGCCAGAGAACCAGAUCAGAUGUUCAGCCUGAAUCGUGACGUUACUGGAGAACUGGAAUAUCCUACAAAAAUUGCUCGCUUCUCAAAUGUUUAUCAUCUGUCCAUCCACAUCUCCAAGAACUUUGGUGCUGAGACAACGAAGAUCUUUUACAUAGGCCUGAGGGGAGAAUGGACAGAACCUCAUCAACAUGAAGUGACCAUCUGCAACUAUGAAGCAGCAGCGAACCCAGCUGACCACAAAAUUGAUCAGUUCACACCGGAGACGCACUUCAUUUCCUAAGUGGUUUGUGCACCACCAGACUGCUGUGGAGGCUUGGAAGACUGUCAAACACUUGAGGCUAUAAGGAGCAUUGUAGUGUUCAUUCUUUUGUGGGUGUGGGUGUGGCUGCUUUGGUAAAGCAGGGCACUAAAUGCUGGCAAUUAGGUACCAAUUAUUAUACCAUUGCUAAGGACAAUCAUGGCUUGAGAUCUUACAAAUAUUGAAGGGGUAGGUUUUGGAAAUAUUGGCCUUUGCCUGCCUGUAACACGGUUGUCUCAACUAUGUUGUAUCUGUCAGGGCAGAAGUUGUUUUUUUCAGUCAGUGAUCUUCCUGUUCAGUUGCUGCUUCUGCUGGCAAUACAUAAAGGUGUGAGGCUGGUUUCUUAACUUACUGUAUCUUUCAGUUAUUAUGUUUCUAAUUCACAAUAUU